This is a messenger RNA of Panonychus citri (citrus red mite), 2023 nucleotides long. RefSeq names its product dol-P-Glc:Glc(2)Man(9)GlcNAc(2)-PP-Dol alpha-1,2-glucosyltransferase-like (gene Alg10). Bases 444 to 1871 code for a protein of 475 amino acids. The transcript has 5 exons. Gene Ontology annotation, cellular component: endoplasmic reticulum. Gene Ontology annotation, biological process: protein N-linked glycosylation; dolichol-linked oligosaccharide biosynthetic process. The record is from RefSeq and is a predicted model, not a curated record. NCBI's taxonomy places the organism in Eukaryota, Metazoa, Arthropoda, Arachnida, Trombidiformes, Tetranychidae. Gene Ontology annotation, molecular function: dolichyl pyrophosphate Glc2Man9GlcNAc2 alpha-1,2-glucosyltransferase activity.
ACAAUAACAACAACCAACUGACCGAUAGUUUUUUGUUUCUUUCUCUUUGUGAUUUACUAAUUAAUACAAUGAUUGAUUCUUAAUUAUUAUUGAUUGUUCUUUUUCUUUGUUUGAUUGUUGUGUUAGUUGAUUGACUUGUUAACAAGAAGGAAAAAGAGAAUAAAAAAUUGUUUCAAAAAAAGAAGAGAAAAUCUAAUCCAAAAGAAGAAAUUUGUUCUUUUAUGUUGUCAACCAUCUUAAAGUUACUUCCAUUCAAUCGGCUUCCCACCGAAAAUUACAAUGAAAAUAAUUGUUUAAUUCUAAUUUAUGUUUCCUUCAAUAGAGUAGAAUUUUCUCUUUAAUCGUCACCAAUAAUUCAACAAUCAAAGUUUCCCAAUUUAAUGUUUGUGUUACCUGUCUUAUUACAUGAUUAACUUUAUUUCUUAAACACAUUAAGCCUGAAAAUGUUUCCACCCAUGGACUCAACUAAAUCAAAUGGCUCGCCCAGUGUUGGGCAUCAUCUUCAAACUGACCAAUUGUUUAAUAAAAUUGCCGCAAUCAUUAUAUUUACAUAUUCUACUUCUCUGUUGAGUGUUUAUAUGUUAGUUAAUGAAGAGGUUCAGCAACCAUAUAUGGAUGAGAUAUUCCAUAUUCAACAAGUGCGUUCUUAUUGUGUUCACAAUUUCACACAUUGGAAUCCAAAGAUAACUACUCCACCCGGACUCUAUUUUACAACAUGGGUUCUAUUCAAACCUGUAUCGGAACUUAUCGCCUUCGGUGAAGAAGAUCCAAACCGUAAAUGUCCAGUUCCAUUGGUUCGAUUCAUCAAUCUACUAUUCGCUAUUGGAAAUGUUAUUCUCAUGUAUCUAAUUAGCUAUAAACAAAAUAGAUAUUCAGCUAAAAUUUGUCGAAUCAAAACUCUGGUAUCAGCUAUAUCAUUAUCGACAACCCCAACUCUUUUCUUUUUCAAUUUCCUCUACUAUACCGACUCUGGGUCACUAUUUUUCAUUCUUGCCAUGUAUUUAAUGCACAUUAAUGACCAAACUUGGAUUGCAUCACUUUUCGGAUUCGUUUCAUUAUUUUUCCGUCAAACUAAUAUUGUUUGGUGUUUCUUUUUCGCCGCUUACUCUUCCCUAAAGAUUUUACAGGCUGCUUUCGAAAGGUCCAAGAAACGCUCGAAACUUUUCUCCAAUCUCAUUUCAUCCAUUCCUCAAAUACUCCUUAGCCAGGGUGGCUAUUUAAUCACCGGAAUUCUAUUUGGUGUAUUUGUAUUCUACAAUCAAGGAAUUGUUCUUGGUGAUAGAAGUGCUCAUGAGGUUACUUUUCAUCUUGCACAAUUAGUUUACUUUCUUUUCUUUACUUUUCUAUUUGCUGUCCCAUGGAUAUUGUUGACUGGAAGUUUACGAAAAUUUAUGGCCUAUUUUUACAAGAAUAUGACCACCGUCCUUUUAAUUUCCAUUGCAAUAAUUGUAAUAAUCAAAUUCCAAAGUUUACCACAUUCCUACUUGUUGGCCGAUAAUCGACAUUUCACCUUUUACCUUUGGAGGCGAAUCCUUGGUAAUAGUGAAUCAUUUAUCCGUUAUACUCUUUUACCAGUGUGCCUUUUAACGAGCUGGUCUUUCAUUAAUCUUAUCCACCGUAAAGAUAAUCUAUGGAAAUGUUUAUUUAUUUUAUCCAUUUGUAUCAUAGUGAUACCUCAGCGACUCUUGGAGUUCCGUUACUUUGUACCUGCAUUUAUCAUCUGGAGACUCAACAUUUUCACCAAUUCAGCUUUAUCAUUAUCCUUGGAGCUUAUGUACAACAUGUUAAUCAAUGGAUUAACUUUUUUUAUCUUCCUUAACAAACCAUUCAAAUGGUCAAACAGUGAUGAGCUUCAACGUUUCAUGUGGUAAUGGAAUUGUAUUGAUUCAAUUUAACUUAUCAUCAUAUUCAUCAUGGUGAUUGUCACUUGUCCACAUAAUCAGAUAUUAACCAUAACGAGAAGAGAAAAGUGUAUCUUGAUCAAUAAUAAUAAAAGAAAAAAAAAUUAAUUUCAUCACAAUAA